This is a messenger RNA of Mollisia scopiformis, 2121 nucleotides long. RefSeq lists its product as uncharacterized. Gene Ontology annotation, biological process: ubiquitin-dependent protein catabolic process; protein polyubiquitination; positive regulation of proteasomal ubiquitin-dependent protein catabolic process. Gene Ontology annotation, molecular function: zinc ion binding; ubiquitin protein ligase activity; ubiquitin conjugating enzyme binding. The record is from RefSeq and is a predicted model, not a curated record. The transcript has 3 exons. Lineage: Eukaryota; Fungi; Ascomycota; Leotiomycetes; Helotiales; Mollisiaceae. Gene Ontology annotation, cellular component: cytoplasm; ubiquitin ligase complex. The coding region runs from base 103 to 1947 and encodes 614 amino acids.
GCGCUUUUCUAAAGUAGUACACGAGAUAUCUAUGCAAACUGGACGGAGCCUCACCACACUUCAUCUCUUUCUGUCAAUAUUUCCAGGGAUUUCUGAUCAAAGAUGGACUUCACAGAGUCGGAAUUGAGUAUCUCCCUCCAGGAAGCUCUUACCUACUAUCUUGCUUUCCUUUCGCAUACCCAAAAGCUACGAGAAUCCAAGCUACCCCGGCAAGGCAAGGGUGUUGAGACGACAGACGACAUUUCAAGUCAGCGAGAUCACCAAGUCCGUGUUGCUGCCAGUGAGACGUGUCUUCAGUAUACUGGUCGAAUUGCCAGAAGGGUUAGGAGAUGGCAGAGCGAUCCAGAGGAGCCAAGUAACGAUGACAAUGCCAACGUUGAAGUGGACGUGGAAGCAUUACGUCCUUUCUUGGAUGAAGUAACGGAGGACUCUUUCGUGGACCCAUUCUCGGGAAAGUGGAUUGAACCAACGAAUGCAUCGUCUGCUGGUCCCUCUCCUAGCAAUGAUGAGGCACCGAGUAAGAGAGCUCGGGACCUGAACGGGAGCAAGGAACAGCAACGGCCACUUCUUCAACGACAACAGCCAUAUCGAAAGAUUGCACACGACUACUUAGAAAGAAAGUCCAAAUCUCGUCGUUCUCGACCUUCCUUGGGUCUGCAUCCGAACGCCCCUAUAUCACUACUUCCUCUGUCUCCAGCAACUGAAAAUCGAAGCUCUUCGGAACGAUCAAGCGAAUCUUCCAUAGGAUCGAUACUCACUCCUGCCACUUCGGUGUCGGAGAACGAUAAGGAGUCUAAACCUCCCACUUCUCCAAUGAUUACUGUUCAACAUACGCCGCAGAGAUGGAAUGAAUUGGACGCAAGAGAUAUGGAAUAUGCGCGAAGGCUAGAGGCAGAUGAGAAGCGCCGCAGAGAGCAAGUCGAACGGUCCUAUGCAGAGGCUAAACGCCUCUCAGAACGGAUUGCUCGUGAGGAGCAGAGUCGCCUGGAGAAACAAAGACGAUAUACAGAAGAUUUGGAGAGGAAGGAAAGGGAAUACACUGAGCGAAUGAGACGGGACCGAGCUGCUGCGGAAAAGUCCCAGGCUCAAUGGGUAAUUGACAUGACGGCGCGUGAAGCUGCAGCUGAAGCGAAUAAACGGUCGGAAGACCGAAGACGCAAGGACCGCGAUGAAGUUCGAAAGCGGAGGGAAGAAGACGAGAAACGUCUCUCAGAAAUCGUGAAGAAGGUGAGGUUCGGGAGGGAAAGAAGCGUUAACGAAGGGGUCAAGAAACGCGUUGUGUCUAUAAGCGACGAGAAAAGGAGGCGAGACGUCCCAAGCACCACCACUGAUCACAGGAGGAAACCAGAUCCAGAGAAGAAGGAAAAGGAGCCGAGACCCAAAAAGGUAGAUUGUGUGUCAUGUAUGGAAGCUGGGAUCAAGAAGGAAAUGGCAGUUCUCGCAUGCGACCAUGCAUACUGUGGUGACUGUAUCAAAGGCGCUUUCAAGAGUGCAUACAAAUCACACGCACCUUUCAAAUGUUGUGGCAAAACGAUUUCCACAGCCAAUCUCUCCGCCCAUCUAUCCAGCUCCUUCAUCCAGAAGUACGACCUCCUCCUCCUCGAACUUUCAACCAAGAAACCAACCUACUGCGCCUCACAAUCUUGCUCCAAGUUCAUACCUCCAUCCUCGAUCCACGGACCCAUAGCCACCUGUCCGACCUGUAAGCUACGAACCUGCGUCGCCUGCAAAAUGAAAGAGCACCCGGGAAUCUGCAAGGAAGACAAAGACGGCAAAAAAGUCGAAGAACUAGCCAAAAAGAAAGGCUGGAAACAAUGUCCCAAAUGCAGCCAAAUACUCGAGCGCACCGAAGGCUGUCUCCACAUGACCUGUCGCUGCAGAGCAGAAUGGUGCUACGCCUGUUUAAGAGAUUGGGAUGUGUGCAAGAGCACAUGUGGCAGGAGGUGAGUCUCACUCUCUCGCGCGCCAUGCUGCAAUUUUCGCCUCCCUUUUGCUUUGGUGCUGAUCGUUUGAUUGUUACUGCGUGAAGUGUCGGUUUUGAGGACGGUGUUGACGCGUGUGAUAUAGUGGAACGGCUGGAGGGGGCUUGGGAGUGGAUUUUAUGGGGAUUGGGAACCGUGC